CUUCGAAGGGUGAAAAGUUUUCGUUUCAAUGAGACUUUUGCACCGCAUUUGUAUUUGCCAGCGGCCGAACGUUUUUUAAAAACAUUCAAUUCAUUCUCUGGUUCUUUGAAUUAAUUUCUUCCUUUCUGCCAUUGAACGCGAGUUAACACGUCUUUGUUUGACUGUCGAAAAGCCGCCGUUUCAGUUCUUCACCCCUCGCCCGUUCCCCUGUCCAUUGUUAAAGAGCAUUUGUUUACAUCGUUAACAUUAUUUUGUGUCAUCAACAUCAAAGCCAUGCAAAUCAAAGAUAAACAACAAAAGGAGAUCGCGCGAACGAACAGUGAAGAAUAGUAAAAAGAGAAUGAUAAUAAUUAAAACAAUUACAAUUGUUAAUCAAUCAGCCAAGUGACCGAAGAGCAGGAAAAAAGCGACAUGCAUUAAGGCAAGCUCUUGCGCGGUGUAAUUGCAAAAAAAAAAAGCAUUGCAGCAAUGACUGCGGAAAAAGUGCACUGAAGAAUGGUUUGCAAAAAAAAAAAAGAAAACAACAACAGCAAGAGAGCAAUUAUACGAACAACGGAAAUAAAAAAUAAUAAACGAGUGCAAAGAGUACAAGAAAAUAUAUCAAAAAAUCCAAAAACAAAAAAAAAAAAACAUCGUUAAAAGUCUUUCCUUUGGAGUGUUUUAUUUUUAAAGAAACAAUUUUAUUUUCGUAUCAUUUUGAGAAAUUUAAAAAAAAAUAGAAGAAAACUCCCUUUUUGCGGCAAUUUUUGUUUCACCUUCCCCUUUUGGAUUAAUCAAAAUUCUUUUUGAAAAAUUAACGUUGGCUCAAAAUUACUGGAUUAGCAAUGAACAGGCUCGGCAUACAAAUCUACAACGAUACCAACACAAAAUCUAUUUAUUUCAAUGGAAUACGAACAUUGAACAAAAGUUUUAACUAAGCCAAAAUAAACAACUAAGUACAUUCAAUUUUAAUAAAUAAUAUCCAAAAAAAUAUAAAACAAAACAAGAAGCAAAACCAGUGCAUACAUUAUUUGAAGCAAUAAAUAUUAUUAAUCAACAACAUAAACCAACCAACAAAACAUGCAAAUGCCACACCAUUAAUACAAAAAAAUUAAAAACAAAUUACAAAAAAUCAAAUACAAAUUUACACCCAAAGGCAAAAAAAGAAAACAAAAAAAAAAAACAAUUGUUUAUCUAAACAAAAUUUACCUAAAUAAUAUUAUAUAUGCAAACUAUAUAUACUUCUAUAGCUAAAAUAAAAUAUAUAUUUUUAUAAAACAAAACAAAGUGGAGAGCUGAAAUUCAACAAACAAAAAUAAUUACUAAAAACAAAAGUACAAAAUACCAAUUCAAACAAACCAACAAAAAACAAAUAAUAUUUAGCAAAGCAAUAGUUAAAACAAAAUAGAAUUUUUUAAAAAUUUAAAUAUGCAGCAUUACAAAAAAUAACAAAGUCUGAUUAAUAAUAUUAAAAAAAAAACAAGUUUUGAAAUGCAAAUUUGAAACAUACAAAUUUUUUGAAAAUAUAAUAAUAAUAAAAUUAAUAACAAUAUAUCAAAUUAAAUAACCAACAAAUUUUAUGCAAUAUCCCAAAUAUAAAAAUAUUAUUGACAACAAAAAAACAACAUUGUAAGCAGUUAAAAGUACAAAACAACAAAUGUUCUUCAUUUUUUACAAUUAUUAUAAAACGUAUUUAAUAACAACAACAAAAUAUUGAAAUUAAGCCAAUAUAGUCUGCACAAAAUACAAAUUUCUCUCCAAAUCAUUAUUCAAUUAAAUAUUUAAUCAGCCAGAGCGUUACAAAUAUUAGUAAUAAUUAACAUUUCUUCGCGUAAUAUAACAACAAAAACCAACAAAUGUAAACGAAAUACGUACAACAACAACAACAAUUAUUAACAAAUUAGACUUGUAGUGUUUAAAUACUUAAAUCCAUGAAAAUAUAAGUGACAAAAAAGAAGAAAUUUUGUUGCCAAAUUCAUUGCCCCUCCUGACCCCAAAAAAGAGGACCCAGUGAUUUUGUACAACAGCAACAAAUGCAAAAGCAGAAAAUAUAUUGAACAAAAACCAACAAAGAAACAUUUUUUGAAAAACUACCUCAAAAGUGUAAAAACAAGUGUACAAAUAUUUUACAAAGCAAAACAAAACAGUUUAAAAGAAACGAAAACAGAGUAAUUACAAAUUUUUGCAACCUUUACCCCAUAACAAAAAAAAAAAAACAAAUAAAACAAAACAAAACUAAAGCACAAAAGUUAAGGUACAAAUUUCAUACAGAUUCAAAUUAACAAAACAAAAUCAGCAACAACAUUUCUUUGAUACAAAUUUUAUUUUGCAAAGCCAAACAAAAUCCGUACUCAAGUGUUUAACGAAGGAUACACUCACACACCCACAUACCGAAACACCUAUACACUUAACAUUGAGCUACAAGUUUUACAAAAAAAAAGAAAAACGAAAAACGAGAGCAACAUAUUUUGUUGAACUCUCCUGACCGUAUACAAAAUAUUUCACUUGCUCACUGAUCCUGUCAAGGCACUGCAGAAACGGCCAUGCAACAGGAUACAUUUAAAUGGCGUCUACAGUAGUGGCACAAACCAGCGGCGGUCCACAAGAAACGUCUGCACACUCUCUGCACCAUCACAGCCAACAACAGCAUCAGCAGCAGCCACACUCGGCCACCAGCAGUCAACACCACCAACAGCAACAUCACCAUUUGUCGUCUUCUUCGUCGCCAGCAGCAUCCACGCUCGCGAAUUCGCAUUUGCACAACUCACACUUGCAGCAUUUGAGUAGUCUGAGUCAUCAUCAUACGGCUCACGCCUAUCAGACGCCCACGACCACAGCCUUUGUGCCCCCACAUCAUCAGCAAUAUCAGCAUUAUCCGGCGGCUACGCAGCAGCAGCAUUCCCAGUCGCUGUACCACCAACACCAGUAUCACCCACAACAGGGACAGCAGCAGCACUGGGACUAUUAUGCUAGGCAACCGCCACCCAGUCAACAACAACAACAACAGCAACAACAAACGACCAGUGAAAGAACCACAAAUCAGCAACAACAACCAUUACAGUCUUCUACACCCACAAGUACCACGAACAACAACAAUGUCCCAACAUCAAGUUCUCAAACAACAAAUGGUACAACAGGUGAUAACAACAAUACAAGCAACGGCAACAACCACAACAACACUACAAAUACAGCCAGCAAUAAUAACAACAAUACCAAUGAUUCUGUAAGCUCUCAGACCAACGGAUCAAACAACUAUACCAGACCUUGGGAAAUGGAGUCCAAAGAUUCGAACUCCAACUCCAAUUCCAAUCCGGCAGCUGCGCAACAACCAAAGAGUGGCUUUGAGCCAUUUUCCAAAUUGCCCUCCUUUUCCAGCCAGUUUUAUGGCUUCAAUGAACUGAUGGCCGACGGUACCCCAAUACCGCCGCCGCCCAAUUCAGCCUCAGCAGCAGCAGCGGCGGCUGCAGCUGCAACGGGGCCAACCAAUCCCUCACUGAACUCCCUGCAAACGGUGGCCAUGUCACCGGCCAGCAUAUCAGUGAGCUCGCCGGGCAUGGUGAGUGUGGGCUCACCUCUGACACAAUUGGCUAGUCUGCAAACGAGCAUAACACCGCCCUCGAGUGGUUUUGCACCUUUGGGGGCACCACCACCGCCCAAUGCUUUUCAUCCGCACCACAGAGCCGCUCCAUAUCCCUUGGUGCCGGCAGCAUUGCCACCCAGUGCCAGCGGCUAUACAGAUCCAUUGUUAUAUCAGCCAUUGACACCGUCGUAUGCUCCUCCAACGCCCAAUUCCUUGGUGCCGCCCUCUUUGCAGUCCUCAUCAUCGUCGUCCACCAGCAACAGCACCACAUUGGGAGGUGUUAAGAAGGAUAAUUCGCUGUCGGCGUUCGAUCUCAAUACCAAUUCAAACGGCUCACUGUUGAGUGUGCCCACUUCAAAUACACCAAAUACCCUGGGCACGCCCAUGGGCAUGCACACGCCCACACCGUCAUACGAUGGUGCCAGCAGCUCUUCAAUGAUGGAUAUAUCUAAUCAUGGAGUGGGUGGCGGUGGUCCAGCAACCGCCGGCUACCACACGCCGCAUUCCACACACACCAGUACUGGAUCUCAUACUCCGCACACAACACAGCCCCACACCCCUACGCCCUCCACCACCACGCCCAUUAAAACGGAUAAAGUUCUGAAUUCACCCGUGGCCAGAGUGGAUGCGCGUAAAAAAGAACGACGGAAAAAUCGGGCGAAUUCGCUGGAGUCCAGUGCCGAAUCCGAGGCCAGUGCCAUGGAUGUGGACCCCAGCAAUCCCGGCCAAGUUGAUGCUGUCUCGAGUACGGCGAACUUUAAGAGUCCCAUUGGUUGUAUGGGCGUCAGUGAUAGCAAUGAUGGAGCCGGUGAAAAGCAAAUGUCUUCUAACAUUUUCCAGUCGAAAAAGAAACGCAAACGCUGUGGCGAGUGCAUCGGAUGCCAGCGUAAGGAUAAUUGCGGCGAUUGUGCGCCAUGUCGCAACGACAAAAGCCAUCAAAUCUGCAAGCAGCGACGCUGCGAGAAACUCACCGAGAAAAAGGAACCCAAAGCCAAACAAAUUGUUUAUGGACCUGAUGGCCAACCCGUGCGUCCUGAGUUAAAACGUGGCCGCGGCAAAGGAAAGACUCCAGCUGGAAGUGCAACACCAACGACAGGGACUCCUGCCCGUGGCCGUAAACCUUCUGCCAAAGCUGCAAAACUAAAUGCUGGCGCUACUGCAACAGCAACUGCGCACUCACCACGACAGGUUGUUGCUAAUUCAACGAUAAGUCCAGUUGGUGCAGCCACAACAGGAUCUGUAGUAGCAUCGCAUCCUUCGCCAAAUACAAAUACGACAAAUCCCAAUAGCCACAACAACGCAACCGGCAAUACAUCAACGGGUGUUGUGGGCAGUAACAAUUUGCUAGCAACGAACCAACAGCAGCAGCAGCAGCUGAAUAGUUUACAUCAUCAGACGACAACGAGUCAACAGCAGCAGCAGCAACAACAGCAUUUGCAACAACAUCAACUGUCGAGCAAUCAACAGUUGCAACAGCAUCACACUCAGUCAUCAAGCCAUCUACAUACUCAACAACAGUCACAACAUCACCUUAAUAAUUUACAUAGCCAACAACAACAGCAACAGCAGCAGUUGUCACAACAGCAAUUACAACAACAACAUCACCAACAGCUAGGACAGAAUACCAGUGGACAACAACAGCAUCAGCAACAAUCGUUGGGGCAUCAUCAACAGCAGCAGCAACAACAACAACAUCAAUUGCAACCGCAACAACAUCAAAUUACAGCACAAAUCCAAACCAUGAAGGACCAACCCCAGCAACCAAUGGCACCAAUGGCCUUUUAUCCCACAUGGCAAGCUGAUCCCUCACAGGGUUGGCAAAACCAAUUCAUCCAGCAAAUACCACAGAAUACACCCGGCAUAACAUCGUUGGAUUUUCAGACGCAAUCAUACGGUUAUCCAUCAAAUGGAUAUGUACAGACAGGUUUAGGAUUUGAUCCCAACUACGGACGUUCACCAUAUGGAGCUCCGGUUCAGCGUUAUGAUUUCCAGAGUCAGCAGCUAUCUAGUGCGCCCAUCAAUCAGGUCGGUCUGCAGGGCGUGGGCUUUGCGCCCUCGUCGGUUACCUAUGCCGGUCAAGUCUCGACCGGGCCGACGGCAUCCAGUUUACAACAGCAACAACAUUUAGGCAGUGUUACUGAUCUCAACAAGACGAUGUCGGGAAACGACACGCCUGGAUAUCCGCGAGUGAGCAGCGUGCCGCCGCGCUCACUCAACUGUAACGGAUAUUCAGGCGACUAUAGCGGCAGCGCAACCCAACAACAGCAGCAACAGCAGACUUCCAGUAACACGAGUACGGCCGCUUCGGCAGCAACUGGAUCGGUCAGUGUAAAUGGUGGUCACCAGACAAUUGCUCAUAACACGGCAACAUCACAGCCGGCAGCUUCCCCCAUGCAAACAACCAAUAAUCAAACAGUGCCACAGUCUCCUACACGCAGUGUCAUGCAACAGUCCCAAACACAGGCCAUGAACCAGCAGAAUCGUCAUGUCUCACAAUCACCAAAUCAAGUGGUUCAAUCGCCCAAUGCAAACCUAACAACGCCGCAAGGAACUCAACAGCAAUACGGCGGCUCAACAAUACCAAGUGGCCAACCUCAAACACAGGCUCAAAAUAACAUGGCUUCGCCACCACAGCACCCCCAGCCCAUGCAACAAGACUGGAAUUGGAACACUCAGUCGCAGGGAGUUUCGGAUCCCUAUCAACAGACCACAACUGGUCCAGGAGGAGAGCGCGUCAACUUGAAUACUCGCAUCAAGUCGAUGAUAAUGCGCAAGAAUGAUCCCAAGGAUCCACUCUCAGCCCCUCCCGAUAUACAUGGUAUGCCUGGGGUUCCUCCGCCGCCACUGGGUGUCGGUGGGCCAAAUGGCAGCCAACAACAGCAACAGACCGGUCAUUUUUUAUCGUAUAGCCACCAUCUCCGAGGCGAUUCAGCAAUGAAUGCCAAUGGUUCGAAUGGGAGUAAUGCAUCUACGGGCCAACAGCCACAAACACCACAGCAAAAUCAGACUCCUCUGAAUUCUGGCUUAGCUAGUGGAGGUGCAUCCUUAGCUCCGGAACCAAUCGGAGGUGGUGGCGAUCACAUUUGGAAGCCACACCACACGAAUUCCUUUAAGAAACCUGUGGCCUCUGGUUUUCCAACUGCCGAGCAUCAUCAUCAUCAACUCAACCAGCAAUCCUUAGCACAAACUCCGCCACAGCACCACACCACAACAGCUCACAAUCCUGAUCCACCAAAAAAGUCAAGUCGUCGUAGUCGCAGCAAUCGCUCGUCAUCGUCCUCGUCGUCUGCAGCUAACAACACGGCAUCGGCCAACGCCAGUAGUGCUGAUAAUUCAGAUAUUGAUAAGAACAGCAAUGAUCCGGGCGGUGGCCAUCAUCUGGCUCAUCUUGCAAACAUAAAAAUGGAGAAAGGUGUGUCGUACCCUCCACCACCCUCCUCGCAAUAUCCACCCCAACAUCCAGAUUAUCAUCACGCCCCUUACAUCAAAACCGAGCCUGGACUUAUCCCUGGACAGCACAGUAAGAUAGAAGGCUACGAACGCAACUAUCAAAACUUCGUUCAGUACGCCGACUUUUGUCAAAACGAGGUACAGGGCCAACCUGGGGCCGGUGGUGCGCAACCAGCCCCACCACCACACCAUCAAAAUCAACAAGAAUAUGCAGCUGGAUAUCAUCACAAUUCCUCCUACUAUGGCUCGUCAACGACUUUCCAGCAGAGUUACCAACAAAACUUUGUGCCCAAUUACCAACAUUCAGCGUCGCCGUUUGGAAAUGCCCAUGGAAUGCAUCCACACACAAAUGCUUUAUCUUCAUCGGGUCACUCGAAGGCGUUAAAUGGUCCACUUGCAAAACACCACCCCAGUAGUCUGCACCAUCACAGCAGCCACAUGAUGGACAUUGAUCGCAAGCCGGAAACCAGUAGCAUUAUUCCCUUGCCAACUAACUACGAAAAGGAUAUACCAGCCCAUGCUUAUCCCAUUCCACCUCAUCGUUAUCCCCUAGGCCAUGGAUCCACUACUCAUCCACACCUGAGCUCGGGAUUACUUGAACCUAAGGUGGAAGACCUGGGUGCGUAUGGACCGGGAGGAUCCGGUUAUGUGUUCCACGGUGAGGGGGGCCCAGCAGCCAUCAAAAACAGCACUGGAUUCUCGUGCUGUCGCCAAGGUGGAACUCGUGCUCCCACCGCUGAACACCUAAAAGAUGGUUCAUGUAUUGGUAUGCAAACCAAAGACGAAAUUCUGGACGAGGAAGAAGCCCAGCCAGCUAAUCAAAAUGGUGCAAAACCAAAGAAGAAGGCCAUAAAGCAAGAGGAGACCAACGAAGUAACGGUAAAGCAUGAAAAGAUCAAUCCCAUGUUCGAUACAUCAGACCGUCUGGAGAAGGGUAACAAGACUGAGGUGCCCGAAUGUGACUGUUUCCAAUCGGACAAGAGUCCUCCCGAGCCCGGAACAUACUACACUCAUCUAGGUACAGCUUCAAAUUUAGCCGAUUUACGUAGAGAAUUUGAGGAACGUUGCCAGGUUUCGGGGCGUCAACUGCGCAUCGAAAAGAUCUUAUACACUGGCAAGGAGGGCAAAACAUCGACAGGUUGUCCUCUGGCAAAAUGGAUCAUAAGGCGGGCCGAUCCCGAGGAGAAAAUCCUGGUAGUUGUCAAGAAACGGCCGGGCCAUAGAUGUAUAGCAGCAUUCAUAGUGGUGUGUAUGGUAGUAUGGGAUGGUAUGCCCCGUCAGGAUGCAGACAAUGCGUAUACGAAUCUGAUACCGAAACUCAACAAGUUCGGAUUGCCGACGACACGUCGAUGUGCGACAAACGAAAAUCGAACUUGCGCCUGUCAAGGUUUAGAUCCAGAAACCUCGGGAGCUUCAUACAGCUUCGGGUGUUCAUGGUCGAUGUACUAUAACGGCUGCAAAUAUGCUCGAUCGAAAACCGUACGAAAAUUCCGUCUCUCAGUUAAGAGCGAAGAGGCGGCCAUUGAAGAGCACAUGAACAUGUUGGCGACCAUUUUGGCCCCGUUGUUCAAACAAUUGUGUCCACGUUCCUAUGACAAUCAAACUCGCUACGAGAAAGAAGCUCAAGACUGUCGCCUCGGUAAUAAAGAGGGAAAACCAUUCUCGGGAGUAAGUGCAUGCUUGGACUUUUGUGCCCAUGCGCAUCGGGAUCUGCACAACAUGCAAGAUGGCUGCACCGUUCAAGUCGCACUUUUGAAACCCUGCAAUCGUGACAUAAACAACCCCGACGAUGAACAACUCCACGUCCUACCCCUGUACACCAUGGAUGCAACGGACGAGUAUGAAAGCGCCGAAGGUCAAAGGGACAAGCAUCGCACCGGUGCUGUUCAAGUGUUGGACAAAUUUCCAUGCGAAGUUCGAGUGAGAUCAACUCCCCUUAUACCUUGUCGCAGGCACGGGAAGAAGCGCAAAGAGGACGAACCGGCUGCCAUAGAAGGAGAGUCAAAUGCAGCAACACCUGCGCCGACUGCUACAAAUGAUGGCAAUGCCGCGAGCGCUCAAAAUUCUACAACAGCCACUAGUGCAGUUAAAAAGGAGCCCAAUGGCAGCAGCACAAAUACCAGCACCAACACUGGAAGUGCAUCGACUUCGAAAUCAAAAUCGAAAGGUAAAAAUCAACAGUCCUCCGCCACAACACCAGCUCCGCCUCCAACAACACCGUCUCCGCGGUGUCAAACACCUGUGACCAAUAAUCCCAGUCCAGCUGGUAGUGCAUUCUCAACACCUCCCGUUAGCAACAACCAAAACAACAACAACAACAACACCGGUAACAAUCAUUCCAAUUCGGGCUCCAGUAGUGGCUGUUCCAGCGCCGGAGGUAAUACCAAUCAACUUAUGUCGUCUAAUUCAAGUUUAAUGAAUAUGGCGACCAUGAUUGAUACCUUCACAGAUGCCCAGCUACAAUCGAAUCAAAUUUCGAGCACGGUUUUGGACUCCCCCUAUUCGUACGAUUAUCAGACGGGAUCCUAUAUCGACUCUCGGAACUACUACGGAAAUUGGCCACCACCGUCCCAUCCGCACAAUCCCCAUGCCACCACAGCCCACAACGUAACAACCAUGGGAGGAAGCAGUGUACCCGGUGGAGCAACUGCCCCUGCCGCCAACAAUCCAAACCCAAGUCCCAUGCCAACAACGCCAAAUGCUACCGGCCAUCAAACUGCCUCACAACUUGCUCCUGCUGCUACACAGCUGGAUUCGAAUGGUUAUAAUACCAGUUGUUAUAAUCAAUUGCCCACAGCUGGUAGUCAUCAGUUGACGCAGGUGCACGACGUUCGUGGAGAAGUGAAGAGUCGAGGCAGCGAAGAGAAUCCAGACUCAACGACAUUGGUAAAUAAUAGCUUGACAACAGAAAGUAAGUUAACCACUCUUACUCCUAUGGCACCAAUGACUAAUCUAACAACUCAACAUCACUCUCAUCACGCUCCUCCACCACCUCCUCCUCAUUCGCAUGCACCUCCACUUGAAGAAGGAUUUGUAAAGCCAAAGCCGCCGACUGACUACUCGCAGUAUUCCCAGUAUCCAAACAACUAUCAAAUGUAUCCACCACCACAUUCGGCGUAUUCUGCCUAUGAUGCCUAUCAGAACAUGAACUACAACUACGGCUAUCAUCAGGCAUACUCACCGUAUGGCAUGUAUCCUCAGCAAACGCCACCGCCAACGCCGCCGCCACCUUCUCCCAAUUGGAAUAUGUACGGACAUCACCAAGGAUCAUCAACGGCAACGGCGACACCAUAUUCUGCAACUCCCCUGCCGCCAUCAGCUACAGGACCAAUACACCAGACGUCUGUAGCUGCUCCUGCAAUGAAUUCAUCCUCGUCAUCGCUUCCUGCUGGCCACACAACUUUACCCAAUGGAAGUGGCGUUGCUCCAAACGCCAAUAUGAAGUCGUCAAAUGAUGGAAGCUUACCGCCUGUGCCAAACCACAACAACAACAACAACCCAUCUCUCUGCGGCUCUGGCACAACUUUGAACAACACUACUCAAAGUACACCAAUAACGGAUCUCAACCAAGCAACGGGUGCAACAAACAUGCCAUCUGAGGACACGCAGGUAGCCAAUCCUAAUUCGAGUCUUACAUCGCCAGACAUGAGUAAUACGAACAACUCAACGGCUACUGCGUUAACGACCCCAGUUUCAAACCCAGGAGAAAAUACCAAUUCGGCAACGACUCCAUCCCCAGUAUCAGCAGCCAAUGAAACAUCCAACCCAGCCUCAACCACAAGUAGUAGUACGUCCAACAAAAUUGAGCCCAUUGGAGAAAUUUCGGAUUUCAGUGAAAAUCUUGAGGCAUUCCAAGAUCCGCAGAUGGGAGGUGUUGCUAUUGCUCUCAAUCAUGGCAGUGUUAUGAUUGAAUGUGCCAAACACGAAAUGCAUUCCACGACCGCUUUAAAGAACCCCAAUCGUCACGAGCCGACGCGUAUGACGCUUAUUUUCUAUCAACAUCGUAACCUGAAUCGCCAUCAUCAUGGAAUAGAUGAGUGGGAGGAAAAGAUGCGUGUCAAGAAAAUUAACACGGAUUUGGAUAACAAGGCCAAAGAAGAAAAGGAAAAAAUUAAGAAAGAGCAAAUGGGAGAAAACGAAGAAGAAGAGGAUGGAGAAGAGGAUAAACCGCCUGACGUGACGACAACACCGAGUAAUACAAGCAAGGCGAGUUCAGUCAAGAAGGAAAGCAGUCAGACUGCCGCAAGCACAAAAUCUGCCAGUGGAUCAUCCGGCGGCAAGAAAAAGAAGGAAUCAUCCUCCAAAAAGAAUGCCCAAAACAACAGCAACAAUACCGAUCCAAAAAACGAGAAAGUUGCCCUCCGAGCACCCACACUAACAACAACUUCGUGGACAACCCUGUUCCCUAUGCACCCAUGUGUAGUUACAGGGCCAUAUCAGGAGGGCAACAGUAGUCCAACGUCCACGACCGUUCAGCAACAGCAGCAGCAACCACAAUCACAGCAGCAGCCGGCACUGAAUGAACAACAACCGCAGCCGCAACCGAUGCAGACCUAAACUAAAUCUGGUUUGGUAUCCUGUGGUUCCAAGCACAAUUGUGAAUUUUUUUCGAUCAAAGAAAAAGCUGAAAUAUGGAUCAGUCUAGACCUCCUAUCUUCCCAUAACAGCUGAAAGUGAUUUCUGAGCUUUUGUUUUGUACAAAGCAUCCAUAUUAUGACCCACUGACGACUGACUUGUUCAUAAAUAUUCUUCUUAAGAUUUUGUGCCAUAUUUUAUUAUUAUUUUGUGUUAUUCGCCUUACAGGUCGUAUAGUUUGUUGCGAAAGAUGGUGAUAUGUUUUGUGGAUUUUAACUGAAUUUAUUUUUGUAUUAUUGAAAAUUGAACCGAUAAAUAUUUUUUCGUUAUUUACAAACCGCAGAGGGUUGUUGAACUAAAACGAAAACUAAAAGCAUUCAUUCAACACAUAUUCCGAUUCCAUACCAACUAUAAUCUCAUCUCACACUAAUAGAUUUUGAUGCAUUCUAACGCUUUAUCAACUAAAUGCUUAACUAUUAAAUUGAAACUACACACACAUACAUUUAAACAUACAAACAAAGUUACAUAUUUUUUGUAAUUUAUAACACGAAAUAGAAGAACACCUAAACAUUUCUGAAAUCGAGAUUACAAAACAUAAGAGUGAUUUACAAAACAGAUCCAAAAAAAAAUAAUAAUAAAAACAUAAUAAGCUCACACUAACAAAGAAAAAACAAAGCGAAAUAAAUAUAGAAAUACUGUUAGAAAAAAAGAUCUUUGCCAAAAGUACAAAAAUGAAAUUAAUAUAAAACAAAUUCAACACAAAUGCAAACAAAAAACAAACCAAAAAUAUUAAAUUUGAAAUUUUGUGGAAUUCUCGAUAGAAAAUAUGAGGGCUCAUCAAAUCACAAGCGAUAUUUGUCCAGUCUUUGUUCGCACGAACGAAACAAAGUUAGUAGGAACUCUGAUAAAAUUCUUCCUUUGCGAAUUCCAGACUUGACAUACAUAUUGCCAAUUUGGUAGUCAAUCAAUAGCUCUCCAGAAAGUUUUUUUAGAAAUCUUACUUGGAUUAGAAAUUAUUCUUUGUUAACAAUCUUUAUUUUAAUGGAAAUAAUAAUAACAAAACAACCGAAACUUUUUAGUCCCCAAAACUGCAAAAAUUUAUCUCGGCUCUUUUAUGUUGUAAUCAAAAAGUGACAUAUGUCCAGGAAUGAAUCUCAACAUGUGUACCUCAACUUCAAAAACUCAGGCUAUGAUCGAAAUAUAUACAUUUAUUACAUCCAAAGAUAACAUUUUGCAACAAAAACUACAAUCAUUUCUAUUUGAAUGGAAUUUUCUUCAUGUCUUGUUAAAUUCUAAAUUCCCUAAAUAAUGUAUUAAAUAAUAAUUUAUUAAGAACACAUAACCUCAUUUUUUGAAGUUGUAUUUAAAAUAUACAUACAAUAUUUGAGUACACUGAGUAUACGUUCAAGGCUAUGUCACUUGAAUCUUAUUUAAAAAAAAAUCAAGUAAUGCUUUUGUUGUGGAUUAAGGUCUGAUAGGUUUUUCAUUCCUUUUUUCUUUAUUCGAAUAUAUUUUUUCCUUUAUAUGUUCGCAAAUCACUUGACAGAAAUCAACCUAAAUAAGGCAUAAUACUUUGUUAUUGUAAAAAAUGCGUGUAAAAAUCAAUUAAUUUUUUGAAAAUUAUACACGAAAUAUCCUUUUAGUAAUACUGAAUGAAAUUAAAAGAACAAACCCAAUUUAAAACUCAUAUUGAAUAUGAACAUGGAUACAUUUGAACAAAUAUUUAUACAUAAAUAUAUCGCAACUAAUUGAAAACACAAAGACGGUGAAAUAAAAGAACAUAACGUGUUGAAAGAAAAAAAAAAAAAACAAAAGACAAAGACAUUUAGGCACAGCAAACAAAGAAACCAUUUAUGUAUGAAGUGAAUGAAGGAGACACUUUUUAUAGUUUUUAAGGAAUAUACAUUAGUGAAUACAAAACAAAAGAUAAGAAGAGUAUCAUGCAAAACAAACAAACCAUUUAAGACAUUUAAUUAUUAUUUUUAUAUUAUUAUAAUUAUUUUUAAUUUAUACUAAAUACAUAUAAAAAAACAUCAACAUUAUACAUGAUGGAAGACACAAGUUAUAAAAAAGAGUAAAACAACAAAACAGAGGAGAAGAGAAAUAAUUACAUACAAUGAUGCAUGCCCAUGCAUUGCAGCAUACAUACAUAAAUACAAUACUUUAUUACGUAUAUAUACAUACAUUUAUUUUAAGAAACACAUAUGCUCUAAUGGAAAAUCAGAUUAAGGCACAUCCAGAAUCAGACAAAAGCCAGACAAGUAUGUACCGACAACAAGCGCAAAUACUUGUAAUAAAUAUAUAUAUUUUUGUUUCAACUAAAACCGAUCUAGAAGAGAUAACUUAUUUUUUGUGUAUGUAAAUAUGCAAGGUAUACAUACAUAUAUAUACACACAUAUGUUAGUCGCAUUAUGUUUAUUUUGUUUGAAUAAAAAAAAGAAAUGAUACUGAAUUGACAAAAGACUCAAAACCAUGCAAGUAUUAAAAAUGCAAAAUAAAAACAAGCAAAAAAUCGUAAUCCCGUGUUUUGUAAUAUUUUCUUUUUUUUAUUUUAAUUAAAUGAAUUACUGAAAUCACUCACACAAACACUCAUAAAAUGAAAAUGAAAUAAAAAUAAACAAACAAACAAAAAUAAAUUCUGCCAUCCAUUUCAUAAUAAAAGAACAAAGCGAUUAAAAUUUACAUAAAAGCAAACAAAUAAAAUAUAAUUAAGUUAUAUCCUUAUACAUAUACUUAUGUUUAGAUUGCUUCACAAAAGAAAAGAAAACAAAAAAAAAACUUUUAUAGAAAUAUUUCAUUUUUAUUUUACUCAUAUAAAUAACGACAAAUCAAAAUAGUUUUAAAAUCCCCUUUGAGCAUUUUCUAAAUAAUUUCAUUUUAAAAGUAUCAGCUAUGUCUAGUUUUUUUUUAAAGAAUACAAUUUUUAUUAAGAUUUUUUUAUGUUUUUGUACAUUGCUUAACCAUUUAGCAAUAAUCUACAUACGAACAUAAUAUAUACUUUUUUAUUCUUUCUCUUUGUUCGUUACUCAUUGCCCCCUUUUAUUCUCUCAUACUUUUAAGUUACAACAUGGUUCUUUUUACUUUAGCUAUAGUAAAAUAAAUGAAAUCAUUAAAUUUCAACUAUUUAUAAUUUAUUUUUACCAUUAUUUUUAUUAUUGAUUUCUAAUUAAAUGCGUUAAAAUUAUAUAUAACAUUAUUAGCAACACAUACACACAUAUUUUUAUUAUACUUAAGAGAUGCCCACAAAAACAAAACAAAAAAAGAAGAAAAUCAACAAGAAAAUGAUACAAAUAAAUUUUAAUUUUUAUUAAAAAUGGACUUUGUUGUUUUAUUUUUAUUACUCAUAGUUUUCUUUUUGUCCGACAACACCAUACCAAAAUCAUACUAUACGUACAUACAUAUAAACGACUUCACACAGAAAUAUUUGCUAUAUAAACACAUAAUGAGGAAUCCAUCCCCCUCCAAAAAAAAAAACAACAAAUAA
Messenger RNA from Musca domestica (house fly), 15068 nucleotides. RefSeq names its product methylcytosine dioxygenase TET (gene Tet). Gene Ontology annotation, cellular component: nucleus. Gene Ontology annotation, molecular function: DNA 5-methylcytosine dioxygenase activity; zinc ion binding; DNA binding. The record is from RefSeq and is a predicted model, not a curated record. Gene Ontology annotation, biological process: positive regulation of transcription by RNA polymerase II; oxidative demethylation. Bases 2543 to 11566 code for a protein of 3007 amino acids. NCBI's taxonomy places the organism in Eukaryota, Metazoa, Arthropoda, Insecta, Diptera, Muscidae. The transcript is spliced from 11 exons.